Papilio polytes (common Mormon) is the source of this 787-nucleotide messenger RNA. RefSeq names its product translationally-controlled tumor protein homolog (gene Tctp). Gene Ontology annotation, cellular component: cytoplasm. Gene Ontology annotation, molecular function: calcium ion binding. NCBI's taxonomy places the organism in Eukaryota, Metazoa, Arthropoda, Insecta, Lepidoptera, Papilionidae. The record is from RefSeq and is a predicted model, not a curated record. The coding region runs from base 87 to 605 and encodes 172 amino acids. The transcript is spliced from 3 exons.
UUUUUUUAGCCCUUUCCGGUGAAGUUCUUGGGGCUGGGAGCCGUAGUUUCGGUUUUUAUUAUUUCAAUCGCCUUUAAUCCACAAAUAUGAGAAUUUAUAAGGACAUUAUUACCGGUGACGAGAUGUUCUCGGACACGUACAAAAUGAAAUUAGUCGACGAAGUGAUCUAUGAAGUCACCGGUAGAUUAGUGACAAGAGCACAAGGCGACAUCAAAAUUGAGGGCUUCAACCCCUCUGCUGAGGAAGCAGAUGAGGGCACCGACAGCGCUGUGGAGAGCGGUGUCGAUAUCGUACUGAAUCAUAGGCUAGUGGAAACAUAUGCCUUCGGAGACAAGAAGUCCUACACAUUAUAUCUUAAAGACUAUAUGAAAAAAUUAGUUGCAAAAUUGGAAGAGAAAUCUCCUGACCAAGUAGAUGUAUUCAAGACCAACAUGAACAAAGUGAUGAAGGACAUCCUAGGCAGGUUUAAAGAGCUCCAGUUCUUCACUGGGGAGUCGAUGGACUGCGAUGGCAUGGUCGCCAUGAUGGAAUACAGGGAUAUUGACGGAGUGUCUACACCUAUCAUGAUGUUCUUCAAACACGGCUUAGAGGAGGAGAAGUUCUAACUGCGGCUCUAAUAUCGCUUAGGCAAAACUACUCAUAAUAUUCCAAUUUUACAACUCUGACGCCUAAACUCAUUUUUAUUUAUUUUUGUGAUCAUGUCUGCAUUCUGCUGCUCCCUAUCACAAGGCUGAACAAUUUUGUAAAAAUAAAUGUUGCAUACUAUAAAUAAAUUAAUCUACAUUUA